CCAAACUAACCGCUGGCAUAACGCUACUGUCUCCGGCUUGAGAGGCGCGUCGAGGUGAAGACUGAAGACUGCAUAGAGGCGAAGACUGAAGUUUGAAGAAGCUCGCUCUUAUUCACUGUCUUUGAGAGAUUCGCUUGAGCAGGACAAAACAAGAAGGCUAUGCAGACAGGAGCUGAUGUUUAUCCCACGGAUCUACUGGACAGCACAUACCCGUGACAACAUCAUCUCCCACAAAUCCAGGGAGAUUCUUCUUUCUAUGUGGAUUAAAGUCUACAGCAAGGAAACUAGAGCUUAAACAGCUGGGAUGUUUCCCAUGUUCCUGACAUCAUCUGUAGGAAAUGAGACCUGGGCGUCUGUCUUUUCUCUCUACAUGGACGAAAAGCCAAGGAAAGUGUACUAAAAGCUGACUGACAGGAUUAAUUUUACUUACAAAACUGCCCCUUUAUCUUUAAACCCAAAGAAGAGCUUGAUGGUGUCAUAUGAUAUGGACUAAUUGUACUCAGUGAGAGCGCCCAGCGGCAGCACUUUUGCUCCAGAUGAAACUGAUGUUUUUCUGCAUAAUUUUUAGUCAGUCUGGAGCCGUUAGCCCUCCCGCACUGUGUGUUGUAGCAUGUGGCUUGGGCUCAACAUCCACAGCAUCUUAAUUACACAGCCAAACCGAUUUAGACCACGGAGGAAGCAUCUCUACAUCUGGAGAUACGCUGCCAUUUUUUAGAGGGAUGCACAGAGACAUCUGAUCUGCUUUCCUCACGUUUUUUGUUCUCUUUACCUAUGCGAUUUCCUAAAAGAAGCACAAGAGAUCCCACUCUCUUUCACACGUGCACCUAGUAAGUUUUUGAGUGUAACGUCUAUAACCUUUCUAGUGCUUCUCUUUCUCUCCUCCACUGACGUCCCAUUCACACAUCCCGCCAUAAUGAAGCCUUUAAUUAAUGAGGCACAGGUUCAAAUUAGCCUGCUUCAGUGACUAUCCAGGGCCGCUGGUCCCUGCAGACGCAGUGACCUUUGGAGAGGGCCAGACUGCUGCUCUGUGGCCAAACAUCUUCACACACACACACACACACACACACACGCACGUACAUCUACCCUUGAGCCCCUGGCAGUAAAUAGUGAAUGGUAAAUGUCAGCGCUCUGGCCAUUGAAUUAUACGGUUUAUUUGGAUAAGUGUAAGAGCGGAUCAGAUGAGCACCACAAGCUCCACCAACAGCUUGCCUCCGUCCACACAUCAGCUUUCGGCAAGCUGGGAAUUUUCUCUUUGAUUAGCGAGAUUAUAUUGUCUUUUAUCUUGUGCUUGCUCUGUUACUGUCUCUCUUUUCCUGUUCCUUGCAGCGGCAGCCAUGAUGGUCGCACCGACACAUUUGGCAGGACAACAGAGCGGCGUUCCACGUGGAUAAAUUAGUUUAUUUCGUAUCGGGGUUACACAUUCUUGCCAUAUAUUUUUACAACUGCACGGCUCGUGGAACACGACAGGAAAGACUUAAAAGGGCCUGAUGCACCUUUUAAGAGCAGCAACAAAAAUGAAUAAAUCAUCAAGAGGGAGUGAGGGCUAGUUCUUCACAGACAGCGCUAAAGGAAACGCUCUUCUCCCCCUACCAGCGAGAGAGGUCUCUGGCAGACUGACAGUUGCAGCCUCUCUAGCCUGGUGGAUCGUUGAUGCAUUUGCCUUGAGUUUUGCGUUCCUCUGCCCUCCCCCUCCGUGCCUGUGUCAUGCUCUGUUGCCGGCGUGCCGUCCUGGAGCCAUGCCCAUCCCCGAGAUGGCUUUGAGCCCGGUGAAGUCUCUGUACUGGGAGGUGUUCCCCUCCAUGGCCACGCAGCGGGUGUACUGCACGCCUGUGCUCUGGGCCGGACGCCUCUAUGUGCUGGGGGGCUGCUGCGAGAACGGCCUCGCUCUGGACUCAGCCGAGGUGCUGGAUCUGGAGAGCCAGCGCUGGUGCGAGCUGCCCCCUCUCCCCACCGCACGGGCCGGGGCAUCUGCCGUGGUUGUCGGAGACCAGCUGAUGGUCAUGGGAGGCAUGGAUGCACAGCAGAGGCCGCUGGCCUCGGUGGAAGUGUAUCACCCUGAUGAGGGCAAGUGGGAGAGGAAGACGGGACUGGGGCAGCCCUCCAUGGGGAUCACCACACUGGAGAAAGAUGGCAAGGUGUAUGCUCUGGGCGGGAUGGGAGCUGACACGACCCCUCAGGCCUCAGUGAGGCUGUAUGAGCCAACAAAGGACCAGUGGUUGCCCCUCACCUCCAUGCCCACCCCACGCUACGGAGCCUUCUCCUUCCUGCACGGUAACAAGAUCUAUGUUCUAGGUGGGCGUCAGGGCAAGCUGCCAGUGACCGCAUUUGAGGCCUUCGACCUUGAGAUGAAGAGCUGGACGCGGUACCCGUGCAUCCCCAGCCGCAGAGCGUUCUCCUCAUGCGCUGCCAGCGACAGGGCGUUUUUCAGCCUGGGGGGUCUUCAGCAGCCUGGACCCCACAACUUUUACUCCAGACCUCACUUCGUCUCCACCGUAGAGGAAUUUGAUUGUGAGCAGGGUGGGCGUCAGGGCAAGCUGCCAGUGACCGCAUUUGAGGCCUUCGACCUUGAGAUGAAGAGCUGGACGCGGUACCCGUGCAUCCCCAGCCGCAGAGCGUUCUCCUCAUGCGCUGCCAGCGACAGGGCGUUUUUCAGCCUGGGGGGUCUUCAGCAGCCUGGACCCCACAACUUUUACUCCAGACCUCACUUCGUCUCCACCGUAGAGGAAUUUGAUUGUGAGCAGGGUGUGUGGUUGAAGGCCACGCGGAGCUGUCGCAUGAGAGAGAAGCGGGCGGACUUCGUAGCUGGCUAUCUCGGUGGAUGGGUCAUUGCUGCAGGGGGACUCGGUAACCAGCCGUCCCCGCUGGCGUCAGUGGAGAGUUAUAACCAGCUGAAGAGGAGAUGGGAACCCGUGGCCCCGUUACCCAGCCCUCGCUGCUCCUGUGCCUCCAUUCAAACCCCAAACAUGCUGUUCCUCAUCGGAGGGGUGUCCCAGGGUCCCAGCAACGCCGUGGAAGCCCUCUGUUUGAAAGAGACUGUCUGACACACACAUACACACACUAAUGAACAACUACACAAAUCCUCACAUGCUGUACUUUCCGGAGUGUCAGCUCUGCAAACACACACACACACGCAUACUGACGUCAAGCUGACGUGUGUGUCUCUGACAAAUAUUCACAGACUCUCCCCUCAGAGGACGCAUCAGCUUUAUACUUUGAAUAGUGGAGACAAUCUACUGGAGCUUGGACAGCGUUCCACUCCUCUGGCCAGAAGAGUUUUGGACUGGAGAUCUAAGACAAGCAAAAAAUACUUAAAUAUAUCAUUCAUCUAACUAUACUAAAUAUAGUAAAUAUAUUUAUGAAUAUAUAUAUAAUUAUAACUAUAUUAAUAUAUAUAGAUAAAUGUGCAGACCUACACGAACAGACACACGCAACACUCCAGGCGCCUUUGAAAUGUACAGCAUUUUUCAGUAUCAAAGCAGGGUAAUUUUCUGGCAAACUAAAGAGGAACUUAGGGCCAUAUCCACCACGCUGCCACAGCACCCGUCUGAGGUAGCAUGUUUAGCACUUUUUGUAUUAUUGACAAACAGAGGACGUUCUGCGUGAGACUUCAGAAAUCGGAGGCAGAUGCGUGUGCGUGUGUGUUUUUGUACCUUCACAGCCAUGCACGUAUGAAAUUGAGAACCGUUAUGCGUGGAAAGAGCAACUCUUAUAACGGUAAAUCACUGAUGCCUCACUGUAGCAUGAGACAGGGGAGAUGGAGGAGAACUUGGUUCAUCUAGCCGGUUAAUUAAAGGAAUGUUCUGGGUUCAAAACAGGUUUAGCUUGAAAGUAUCUGUGAUAUACUGUCGAUUAGCACAGAUGAUCAUUUGAAUGUGUCCCU
Messenger RNA from Sinocyclocheilus rhinocerous, 3880 nucleotides. RefSeq names its product kelch domain-containing protein 8B-like. Gene Ontology annotation, biological process: nuclear chromosome segregation; mitotic nuclear division; mitotic cytokinetic process. Gene Ontology annotation, cellular component: cellularization cleavage furrow; midbody; intercellular bridge. The coding region runs from base 1737 to 3041 and encodes 434 amino acids. The transcript is spliced from 7 exons. Gene Ontology annotation, molecular function: protein binding. Lineage: Eukaryota; Metazoa; Chordata; Actinopteri; Cypriniformes; Cyprinidae. The record is from RefSeq and is a predicted model, not a curated record.